Molecule: messenger RNA, 1824 nt
Organism: Nicotiana tabacum (common tobacco)
Lineage: Eukaryota; Viridiplantae; Streptophyta; Magnoliopsida; Solanales; Solanaceae
Product: transcription factor TCP4-like
Biological process (GO): regulation of secondary shoot formation
Cellular component (GO): nucleus
Molecular function (GO): DNA-binding transcription factor activity; sequence-specific DNA binding
Source: RefSeq, a predicted model, not a curated record
UGCUGUGACUGUGCAAAUCAGUACUACCAUGAGAAGCCAAAAAAGAUAAGUCAUUCUCCCUAAAACCAAAUGUUCCAUUCAUUUCAUUUGCAUCCUUUUUUUUCCUUCGUUCUUUUUCCUUUUCCUUCGCUUGUCUCAAAAAAUACCCUUGUUAAGCUAACCCUAGCUAAGUCGGCUAACUUAGAUACCUACUAUUGCAAUACAAUUCCACAAAAAAGCAAUAUUUAGGUUUCCUUUUUAUUUAUUGUUUGAACAGUUUCUUUUCCUAAAGAUUGUGUGACAAUCUUGUUUUGUUUUUGAGAUUUGGAGGUUGAACAAAGAAGUUUCAUUGGGCUAUGGGAUUUGUAGCGUACCUUGUCAGUGUUUCUCGGGAUCAGCAUCAUCUGAAAACAGCAGCAGUAAUAUUAUUGCAGAAGUAGCAGGUUAAUUCUCAGAUCUUAUAAAGUGGUCUAUUCUUACAAAUUAAGACAGCAGAGGGAAAAAAAAAGUGUCUGAAUAUGCAAAGAAUUGUGAAGUAAGAUUGAUAAUGAAGAGAGCAACAGGAGGAGAGAUAGUGCAAGUAGAAGGAGGCCAUAUUCUCCGGUCCACUGGUAAAAAAGACCGCCACAGCAAAGUUUAUACUGCAAAAGGACCUAGAGACCGAAGAGUCCGUUUAUCUGCUCACACUGCUAUUCAAUUCUACGACGUUCAAGACCGAUUAGGCUAUGACCGACCUAGUAAGGCGGUCGAUUGGCUUAUCAAGAAGGCGAAAAACGCCAUUGAUAAGUUAGAUGAGUUGCCUCCUUGGAACCCCAGAAUUGAUGCAGCUGAUGGGAGCUCAAGUGGUAAUAAUAUCGUUUUGGAACAACAACAGCAACAAAACCAACAACAAGAGUUUCAGCUUCAAAGACAAUUAGAAGAAAAUAACCCAAGUGGUAAUAAUUCUUCUAAUUCAUAUAUGAUGCAAACGCAUACUGGAGGAGAAACACAGUCGCUUGGUGAUACUAUGAAAUCAUUUUUUCCAAUGAAUUCAGGGACUUCAUUAAUGAAUUUCCAAAACUAUCCACAUGAGAUAAUGCCAAGAUCAGCUUCAUUUCAGAGUGAAGAUCUUGGCUUAUCUCUUCAUAGUACUACUUUUCAUGACCAGAAUUCUAACCAUAGGGCUUCUUCUAGUCAUGACCACCAAACAAUUUUCUCAAGUCAAAAUUUUGAAACAAAUUAUUCAAGAAUGGCAGGUUGGAUAUUACCCCAUCAUCAGCAAACAUUGUACUCCCAACAACCACAAGGUGCUGUAUUUCCUCAAAGGGAACCCCUUCAGUCCAAUUUUUCACAGUUGAUUCAUGCUUGGGAAGAGCGGCCGCCAAUGAAUCAUGUCCAUCAUCAAGCAGAAAUUUCCAAUAGACAUUUCAUUUCAGAUUUCCAAAUUCCAGCUAGGAUUCAUGGUGAACAUGAGGAGCCUUCCUCUGCUUCUCCCAAUUCUCACUAUUGAUUGUUGAUUAAAAGGUUGAUUGGAUAUAUUGACAUCAUCGAAGAACAAAUGUGCAUUAUUUGGAGGAGAACAUGGUAAGAGUUUCAAAGAGAUGUAACUGUAUUUCUUAUCGUAGUUUUUGUGGAUUUAGUCAAUUACGUUAGGGUGCUGAAGUCUUGUUUUGAUUGCAAAUCUUCCGCCUAUUUUGUUUGAAUUGUUUGAGUGAUAUUAUUGGAAACUUAAAUUGCUAGUAGACUCAGUUCUUCAGAGCCUGCUAGAUAAAAUAUUUUUUGUUCUGUGAUUUAGAAUUCGCCUGUCUUUGCAUAUUAAUUUGUCUUAAGGAUUUAUAGAAUAUAGUGGGAUGUCUUUAUUCUUGU